This is a messenger RNA of Pogonomyrmex barbatus (red harvester ant), 1176 nucleotides long. Its product is annotated as aminopeptidase N-like. Gene Ontology annotation, cellular component: cytoplasm; membrane. Lineage: Eukaryota; Metazoa; Arthropoda; Insecta; Hymenoptera; Formicidae. Gene Ontology annotation, molecular function: zinc ion binding; peptide binding; metalloaminopeptidase activity. The record is from RefSeq and is a predicted model, not a curated record. Gene Ontology annotation, biological process: peptide catabolic process; proteolysis.
AUGGUUGAAUAUCGAUUGAUUAAAUAUAAACCACCAGAAGGAUUUUUAAUGACAAAUCAAUAUGCGAUAACGGGUUUGAUAGAUGGUGGUAUGGAUAAAUUUCAAUUCGUACUUUACAGAGAAGAAGAUAUUAUUUACAAUGAAGAAAUAGAUCCCAUUGCAUGUCAAAUAAAGUUAUCACGUAUAAUAGGACGUAAAGUUAUAGGUCAAUUGUUUAGUAAUGUUAAUCCAUCACGGUGGUCUUACAUGUGGUUGAAUGAGGGUAUUGCUACGUUGUUCGGCGUGUACAUAAUCAAUCAGAUUAUGCCAGAUUCUCGGAUGUUGGAUUUGUUCGUAGUGCAGACUCAACAAGAAUCUCUCCGUCUAGACGAUUCACAUAUUAUGAAUCCUCUUGAUUCAGAAGUUAACACACCUUCCAUAUUGCGUAUGCUACAUCAUAUAAUGGGUGAUAAAAUUUUCCAGGAAGGGAUUAAAGUGUAUAUGAAAAGAGAGACGGGAAGUCUGGACGAUUUUUGGACUGUAAUGCAAUCUGUCUAUGAUUCACAAACUAUGGAUUUGGAGAAACUUAAUGUGAAAGACUUGAUGAAUCCUUGGAUACAAGAAAAGCAAUAUCCUAUUCUUAAUGUAACGGAAAUCUUUAAUAGUGAAUGGACGAAAAUUUUUCUAGAAACUGCCUCCAAAAACUGGAUGGUACCAUUAAGAAGUCAAGUGUAUAUAAAUUUAAAACAAAUUUUACCCAAGAUUUGCAAGAAAAUGAUUUUGCUCGUGACCCAACAGUACUUUCUUGAAAAAUGCUACAAUUCUGAACAUAGUCAGUUCAUAAUAAUCAAUCAGCAACAAAUAGGCGAAUUAGAUUCUUCUGUAUUUUGGGAUGUCGUAAGCUAUCUAAAGUGGGAAACGGACUAUAUACCAUGGUAUUCUAUGUUCAAAGCUGCUGAGCACAUGUCAUACAUUCUACCGUUUAAUAGUACUGAUAGUACAAUAUUCAAGAGGAAACUACAAAUGCAACUGGGUCCGCUUCUUCAAAAGAUUGAAAACGAGGAAAAAUCUAACGAGGACAAUUUUAUUAAAUGUUUAAGACAAGAAGCUCUAAGAUGGGCAUGUGUUCUCGGUGAUAGCGAAUGCAAGAAAUAUGCUGAAUUUAAAUUGCAAUGGCAUUUGUUAAAUACGACGUAA